Messenger RNA from Hyla sarda, 15541 nucleotides. RefSeq names its product PDS5 cohesin associated factor A (gene PDS5A). Bases 271 to 4425 code for a protein of 1384 amino acids. Lineage: Eukaryota; Metazoa; Chordata; Amphibia; Anura; Hylidae. The record is from RefSeq and is a predicted model, not a curated record. Gene Ontology annotation, biological process: DNA repair; mitotic sister chromatid cohesion. The transcript is spliced from 34 exons. Gene Ontology annotation, cellular component: nucleus; chromatin.
ACGAGCGUGUGUCCGCGGUAACCGAGCCCCGCACCGGGGGUCACUUGUCCGCGCUUUGAUCCGCGUGUGUUUGAGGGAGGGAGAGAGCGAGCUAGGGCACUCGGGACAGGAAGCGAGGUGCACGCCGAGAGGCCUUCCCCUCACACACUCCUCCUCCUCUCCGAGAGCCGCCCCAACUCACCGGGCGCCGGAUACAUGCGGGGGGAGCUCGCCCUCCUGUGGAGAGGCCGCUAGAGGACCGUGAGAGGAGAAGGAGAGUCAUAAGGCAUAAUGGAGUUCCCUCCCCAGCAGAAGCCCUCCGAUCCCAAAACCAUCAUCUACCCUCCAGGGGUGAAGGAGAUCACUGAUAAAAUCAGCAACGAUGAGGUGGUCAAACGUCUCAAGAUGGUGGUUAAAACAUUUAUGGAUAUGGACCAGGAUUCAGAAGAUGAAAAACAGCAAUAUCUCCCCUUAGCCUUGCACCUCUCAUCUGAAUUCUUCCUCAGGAAUCCAAAUAAAGAUGUUCGUCUACUUGUAGCCUGCUGCUUGGCUGACAUCUUCAGAAUAUAUGCACCAGAAGCACCGUACACCUCACAUGACAAAUUAAAGGACAUAUUCUUGUUUAUAACAAGGCAGUUGAAAGGUCUUGAAGACACUAAAAGCCCACAAUUCAACAGAUAUUUUUACCUACUUGAGAAUUUAGCAUGGGUCAAAUCUUACAACAUUUGCUUUGAGUUGGAAGACUGCAAUGAAAUUUUUAUUCAGCUCUUUAAGACUCUCUUCUCUGUUAUAAAUAACAGCCACAACCAGAAGGUUCAGAUGCACAUGUUGGAUUUAAUGAGCUCAAUAACUAUGGAAGGUGAUGGUGUUACACAGGAACUGUUGGAUUCCAUUCUUAUAAAUCUCAUUCCUGCUCAUAAGAAUCUAAACAAGCAGGCUUUUGAUCUUGCCAAAGUACUUUUAAAGAGGACGGUUCAAACCAUUGAGCCCUGCAUUGCAAAUUUUUUUAACCAGGUCUUAGUGUUAGGAAAAUCAUCUGUGAGUGACUUGUCGGAGCAUGUAUUUGAUCUCAUUCAAGAACUGUUUGCAAUAGAUCCAAAUUUAUUGCUUUCUGUGAUGCCACAACUUGAAUUUAAGCUAAAAAGUAAUGAUGGAGAGGAACGAUUGGCUGUGGUACGACUUCUUGCAAAAUUGUUUGGUUCUAAAGACUCAGACUUGGCAAAUCAAAACAGACCUCUGUGGCAGUGUUUUCUUGGGCGUUUCAAUGAUAUUCAUGUUCCUGUCAGACUGGAGAGUGUCAAAUUUGCUAGUCACUGUUUAAUGAACCAUCCUGACCUGGCUAAAGAUCUCACAGAGUUUCUGAAGGUGAGGUCACAUGAUCCCGAAGAAGCAAUUCGUCAUGAUGUUAUUGUGACCAUUAUUACAGCGGGGAAAAAGGAUCUUGCUCUUGUAAAUGAUCAGCUGCUUGGUUUUGUUCGUGAGAGAACAUUGGACAAGAGGUGGAGAGUAAGGAAAGAAGCUAUGAUGGGCCUUGCUCAGCUGUACAAAAAGUAUUGUCUACAUGCUGAAGCCGGGAAGGAAGCUGCUGAGAAAGUGAACUGGAUAAAGGAUAAACUUUUACAUAUAUAUUACCAAAACAGCAUUGAUGACAAGUUACUUGUAGAGAAAAUCUUUGCCCAGUAUCUUGUACCCCACAAUAUUGAAACAGAGGAAAGGAUGAAAUGUCUGUAUUAUUUGUAUGCUAGUCUGGAUCCAAAUGCUGUGAAGGCGCUUAAUGAGAUGUGGAAGUGUCAGAAUAUGUUAAGAAGUCAUGUCCGAGAGUUAUUAGAUUUACACAAGCAGCCAGCAUCUGAAGCAAAUAAUACAGCCAUGUUUGGAAAAUUAAUGACUAUAGCAAAAAAUUUACCCGAUCCUGGCAAAGCACAAGAUUUCGUCAAAAAGUUUAAUCAGGUUUUGGGUGAUGAUGAGAAGCUUCGUUCUCAGCUAGAGUUGCUCAUAAGCCCAACAUGCUCAUGUAAACAGGCAGAUGUCUGUGUGAGAGAAAUUGCCAGAAAACUUGCAAACCCUAAACAACCAACAAAUCCAUUCUUAGAAAUGGUGAAGUUCUUACUGGAAAGGAUAGCCCCUGUACAUAUAGAUUCAGAAGCAAUCAGUGCAUUAGUAAAGCUGAUGAACAAAUCCAUUGAAGGUACUGCAGAUGAUGAAGAGGAAGGUGUGAGUCCUGAUUCUGCAAUUAGAGCGGGAUUGGAACUUCUAAAGGUAUUGUCCUUUACCCAUCCUACUGCAUUCCACUCGGCAGAGACCUACGAGUCUUUCCUACAGUGCCUUCGUAUGGAUGAUGACAAAGUAGCAGAAGCAGCAAUUCAGAUAUUUCGCAACACGGGGCAUAGAAUUGAAACAGAUCUGCCACAGAUACGAUCGACUCUUAUUCCAGUUUUGCAUCAAAAGGCAAAGAGGGGCACACCUCAUCAAGCAAAGCAGGCAGUACACUGCAUCCAUGCUAUUUUCACUAAUAAAGAAGUGCAACUGGCUCAGAUCUUUGAGCCACUUAGCCGAAGUCUCAAUGCAGAUGUACCUGAGCAGUUGGUAACUCCUUUAGUGUCUCUCGGUCAUAUCUCCAUGUUGGCGCCUGACCAGUUUGCUUCACCUAUGAAAUCCGUGGUGGCAAACUUCAUUGUGAAAGAUCUGCUAAUGAAUGACCGGACAAAUGGUGAUAAGAAUGGCAAACUCUGGUCACCUGAUGAAGAAGUUUCACCAGAAGUUCUUGCUAAGGUGCAAGCAAUAAAGUUACUAGUGCGUUGGUUGCUGGGUAUGAAGAACAAUCAGUCAAAGUCUGCAAACUCAACUUUAAGAUUGCUUUCAGCUAUGUUGGUCAGCGAAGGAGACCUGACUGAACACAAAAGAAUAAGUAAAUCAGAUAUGUCACGUUUGAGGUUGGCAGCAGGUGGUGCCAUUAUGAAGUUGGCACAAGAGCCUUGUUACCAUGAAAUAAUCACACCGGAGCAGUUCCAGUUGUGUGCCCUGGUUAUUAAUGAUGAAUGCUACCAGGUUCGACAGAUAUUUGCACAGAAGCUGCACAAAGCACUGGUUAAGCUGCAGCUCCCACUUGAGUAUAUGGCAAUAUUUGCACUCUGUGCCAAGGAUCCAGUGAAAGAAAGACGGGCCCAUGCCAGACAAUGCUUGCUCAAGAACAUAAGUAUACGAAGAGAAUACAUCAAACAAAACCCAACGGCUAAUGAAAAACUUUUGUCUCUCCUGCCGGAAUAUGUUGUACCAUAUAUGAUUCAUCUUCUGGCUCAUGAUCCAGAUUUUACUAAACCUCAGGAUAUUGACCAACUCCGUGAUAUCAAAGAGUGCCUUUGGUUCAUGCUUGAAGUCUUAAUGGCCAAGAAUGAAAACAACAGUCAUUUAUUCAUGAAGAAAAUGUGUGAGAGCAUCAAACAGACACGGGAUGCCCAAUGUCCUGAUGAUCCUAAAGCAAAUGAAAAAUUGUAUACGGUCUGCGAUGUGGCUCUUUGUGUUAUGAAUAGUAAAAUUGCCAUCACCCUUGUUGAAGCACCCAAGGAACCUAUGUUGCCAAGUAGAUUUUUUACGCAGCCCGACAAGGAUUUUUGCAAUGACAAGAGCUACAUAUCUGAAGAAACACGGAUACAUCUGUUAACGGGAAAGCCAAAACCAACAACUGUCCUUGGUGCACUGAAUAAGCCUCUUUCUGCUACCGGCAAGCGGCCUUAUCACAGAAGUUCUGUACCUGAUGUUAGUAAUACUAGUGUCAUUUCAGAAUCUGAUCCUACUGUUCUUUUACGGCAAAGGGAUCAGACCACAGAAGUAUCGGAAAUUUGUGUAAGUGAAAAUGAGGAGCAUCCAGUUAGAUUGAUCUCUUCCACUCCAGUAAAAUGUGAUGUUGUUAACAAGGAGGUGAUUUCAGAUCAGAUAGUUAAUCCUAAUAUUGGUGGAGAAAGAGGCAAAAAAAGGCCAGCAGCUUCGCCAGGGUCAGAAAAUAUUCAUAAAGAGGCUGAGGAGAAAAAGACAGACGAUGUAGCGCCAACAGCACCACCCAAGCCCAGAAGAGGACGGCCACCAAAGUCAGAGUCUCAGGGCAGUGCAGCAAAAAAUGAAUCGAGCAAGCCAUCUGGAAGAGGACGUAAGAGGGCGGCAGCCAGUCAAGGAAGUGCUGCAGGAAUGGAGACAAGCAACGCAAAGGUACCAAAACAGCAAGAUGGAACAGCCAAAAAAGCACAAAGACAAAUGGAUUUACAAAGCAUCCUUUGUCUGGAUAGUGAAGGAGAUUCCCUAUGGGACAUAGACUCCAGUCCAGGAAAUGCAGCUAGUGAUGCAGAUCUAUUUAGUGCAUGUGAGAGCAGCCAAGAGACAGAAGAAAAACAGAUAGAAGAGAGAGGUUUCUUCAAGGUAAAAAGAAAGGUCCAGAAUAUCAGGCAGAAAUGACUGUCCCAAACCAGGCAUGCUCCACACUUCAAGAUUCAAUUCCAUUUUUUAUUCAGAAGAGAAAUUUGCUCAAACAUGAACUUUUCUAUUUUAACUAAUACAAAAUGAAUUCUGAAAUGUAAAGUCUUCAACAAGCCCAUUGAGUUUUUAGGACUUUUUUUGUUACAUUUUUUUUUUUCCUUCAUCCAUUGAGAUCACACUAUGGUUGUAUUGGGUCUCGUUGACACCAAGUGUCUGCUGUAUUCUGCUUUACAAGACAAAGCCAGAAGGUGCCGAUUUUAUUAUGAGUUUUGACCCUGCACAUAGGACUCGAUGAGUAAACAGAUUGUACUGUUUUCUGCUGGUGUACAUAGAGGCAAGGCACAACCUGGAACAAGGGAAACGCUUGUUGAAGGAAUGUGUUGAAUUAAUCGAUUAGAAAUUGUUUUAUGUAAAGAGAAAUUUGUGCUGCAACUCUAAUUUUUAAAUAGAAUGAAAUGUACAGUCCCUACCCCGUUGCACCAGAAGAUGUUAUGCUCUAAACAGGAGCGAUUCACCAUUUUAUUUUUGAAGUAGACAUUUCAUUUGAUGUCCUUCAUUCAACCUUUAUUCUGGGUUAAGAUUUAGCUAAAUGUACAUAUGUCUUUUUUUCUUUUUCUUUUUUUUUCAUUUUCGUAAAAGCCGUUUUAUUAAAGUACUGUUGGAAUACUGUACUGGAUAAGCAAGACAGUCCUGCAUUUGGUUUUAUAAUGUUGGUUGCCAGAUUUUUAAUAACAUUUUAAAAGUUUAAAAAAAUACUUUUGUUUUUAACAGUUGCAUUAGGCAACUGUAUACAGAAAACUUGGAAGUGCUGGUUCUGAUUUUUAGCUGUUUUGCUGUCCAUGUUUCUUGUUUGUCUGAGAAUCAUUUUCCCAAGUUUCUGUUUUAGAUUGUGUGCACUCUGCGUUUUGUGAAAGUCAGCGGACACUUAAGUGUUCCCCCUAAUGCUGCCCGUGCACCUUGUAUGUACACAUGAUCAUAUUUAAGUUUUGUUGCAUACAAUAAACGCUUCUAGGUGUCAUACUGUUGUCCAUUGUUUAUUGUUUUAAUUAAUUUUUUCCUUUUCAUUCUCAUCCUCUCCAUUAUAAAGAUAUAUAGUAAUACUAGAUAGAACAGCUCUAUUGGUAUUUCUCAUAUCUGGGCAUCAGGAGAUUAAUUUAUUAAAAUGGUGCCAGCCAUUUUCAUGGGCAGUGUCUUAUAGUCACUCGAAUAGUGAUAAGGUGCAGUGCCUGACAUUGAUAAUUUUUUUAAUGAAUGUUAGCUCAAUAUUAUCCCGAUAGCUGGUAGGGAUAUAAAACAAAUUAGACCUGGUUCUCAGUCGAUUUCUACUCUUAGCUUUACUUUUAAGCACAAAAGUUGUAGCAGUCGGGCUGAGGUGGGGGAGGGAGGAGGCAUGCAUGCUGCAGCUCAGCCAGGCCUCUCCAAACAGCCAUGAGAGACUAUCAUUUUGUUUUGAUCUCCAUUGUCUGGAGCUCUUGGCAUCAUAUAGAGCUGACAGAUUCCCUUUUUGAGAGUGGUGCUGUUAGUUGGCAGGGAAAAACCUAGACCACUUUACUGUAAUCUACUAUCCCUGUUAUCCAUUUCUAGGCAGACUGUAGUGUCAUUCUGUGUGAUUACUGAAAAGAAUUUCUACAACCAAAUACACUUUGGUGGGAAUUUAUUAUGUGAUUUAUAGCAUGAAAGAAAAUGGCAAAUUAUGGGGCAAGUUAUCUUUGUAUAACUGCUUGUAUAACUUUGCAAUGCCCAAAGUAUGUGAGGGCACGGACUCUAUCAACCCAACAAAUUUAUUAAUCCCAGAGACAUAAAAUUAAUUAAUUGGGCGGAAAUGUGGUACCUGGUCAUAGAAGGCAAAGAUUUCUCCUGACUUUAAGACAAACCAUAAUGCACCAAAUGUAUAAAUAUUAACCUUUCUCGUUCAGCUCCAUUGGGGGACACAGAGACCGUAAGUAUAUGCUGCUGCCACAAGGAGGCUUGACAUUAGGCAACAAAAGAAACUCUGUCUCCAGCAGGAUUAACCCCGACUACCGACUCUGAGCUUUCAGUUUUAGCUUAGUGUCCGUAGGAGGCACACUGGUCUGGAGUGCUCCAGACCUGGUCGUUUAUUUUCUUAUUUUUUUAGUUUAUAUUAAGAUUUUUUUCUCCCUUUAAUUUCUCUCUUUUUAGGUGGGGUCUCAGGAGCAUAGCGCUCACUGUUUCCCCAUUUGCGAAGAAGGGGCACAGGCAUCUAAUGCACUGCCAACCCCUUCUCGCCACCGGUCAGCACUUGGGGUUGUACCUUUGGGUCAGGGACCCUCCACCUUCCCUGCUCAUCUCAUGGUUUCAGCCCGGUAUUAUGCAGGUUUAUAAUAGCUGGCUGAAGACUACAUUAGGUAAGUUUUCUCAGGACAAGGUGAGUAUUCCUUCUCCCUCCCUCUCUUUUCCAGGAAUCUUUUAUCAGGAUUCUCAACAUCUGUAGCCACCCUGUUUUGGGCCCACUCCUUUUUAGUCAUUCUGGGGACAGUUACCUUCUCGGCCAUUCGGAAUCUAGUGGACAGACAGUGAUGCAGAUCAUUUUUUUUUGGUUUUUCACAUUAUUUAGGGGCAUUUAUACAGCCGUACUUCUCCUGCGCUAUGCGCCUGUGACCAGCAUAUUUUCGCUUCGGCCGCCUACAUGCGUGAGGUGACCGGAGCGCCGGGGGUUCUGUUGUCUGCUGCACUGCUCGUUUCUUCCCUCUGUCUAUUUCUGACCUGGCACAGGUUUCCCGUUCCGUGGUGACUGCAUUGGAGAGGUCGUCCUUAUGCCAGCCUUCCAGAGAGGCUUGUUCACGAUCUCCUUAUUUUGGGCGCUCUCACAAGCGCCCUAGGGUGUUCUCCAUUGGCUCAUCUCUAGAAUCCGAAGCUCGGGACAGGCGCUCUCCUCAGAGGUCUCGUUCAUCCUCCCUGGCCCCCCUGCUUUAAGGGCAGCUCUCCUGGUCGCCAUCCUAGGUCUGCAGGUCUGCGUACCAGGUUUGUUUCGCCUUCAUCUAAGGCUGCCUCCACCUGCUCCCACUCUCCAACUGGAAGAUGAAGCGUCAGGUUCUGCCUCUGAUUCUGAGGACCGAACCAGCGUGUCCGACAUGGUAGACAAUUUGGUGUCAGCCAUCAGGGACACUUUUCACCUAGAGGAUCCCAGAACUUCAGACCCAGCUCUAGAAGUUUUCCUGUCAUGGUUCCAGUUGCUCGCCUAAGGUAUUCAGCUCUCAUGCUGUUCGUCGUCCGCAAGAAAGGGCCCUGUCCGCCUGAUCCUGGAUCUGAAGCUCUUCAAUCGUCGUCAUCUCCUGUUAUUUCCGUAUGGAGUCUCUGUUCUGUAGUGGCAUUCAUGGAUCAAGGGGAGUUUUUCCUCAGUGGAUAUCCGAGAUGCUUACCUUCACAUCCCCAUUUUUCUGGCACAUCAGCACCAUCUCCGCUUCGCAGUUCAGGAGGGCCAUGUUCAGUUUGUGGCCCUUCCUUUUGGCCUGGCCACGGCCCCAAGGGUCUUCACCAAGGUCCUGGUCGCAGUGAGCGCCAUCCUGUGAGCCCAGGGUGUGUCCGUGAUCCUCUACCUGAUUGACCUCCUGUUCAAGGCUCUAACCAGGGCCCACAAUCAAGAGGGUCUCCGUCUCACUCUUCGGACCUUGUCCCGUUUCGGCUGGGUGGUCAAUUAGGAUAAGUCCAACCUGAUUCCCACCCAGUCUCUGAUCUUCUUGGGACUCCAUUUCGACACUGCGACUGCCCGAAUUUGGCUUCUGCCAGACAAGCGCCGUGCUCUGUCAUCAGGAGUUUGUCUUCUCCGGGGUCCUGUUCCAGUUUCCAUUCGGUUCUGCAUGGAAGUCCUGGGUCGGAUGGUGGCGGCCAUGGAAGCUGUUCCCUUCGCCCAGUUUGUCUACCUCUUCAAAUUUCUCAUCCGUUCCGGUGGGAUAAGUGUCCGCUAUCCCUUGAUUGCAGGAUCAUUCUUCCUCCCAGGACUCGGCAGUUCCUCAUGUGGUGGCUUCGGUCCCCUCUUCUUCAACAGGGAAGAUCCUUUCUGCCCCUCCACUGGCAGGUCAUCACGACGGAUGCCAGUCUCAGCAGUUGGGGGGGGGGGGGGUGGAGAGUUUUCAGGGACUGGAUGGUCCAAGGCCAUUGAUCCUCCCUGGAAGCACUCCUCAUCAAAAUACUGGAACUUCGGGCAAUUCUUCUUUGCCUCCUUCAUUGGGAGCGCCUUCUCCUGGACUGUCCUGUUCGUGUCCAGUCGGACAACUCCACAGCUGUGGUGCAUGUCAAUCACCAGGGUGGCACUCGCAGUCCUGAAGCGAUGGGCGAAGUAUCCAGAAUCCUUCACUGGGCGGAACUCAGGGUUCACUCCAUCUUGGCAAUUCACAUUCCGGGAGUGGAAAAUUGGGAGGCGGACUUCCUCAGUUGCUCCUCAGCCGACCCAGACGUGUGGUCUCUUCAUCCAUAGGUGUUUGUGGAGAUCUGCAACCUCUGGGGCACUGCGGACGUCUACCUCUUUGCGUCACGCCACAACCAGAAAGUUCCUCGGUUUGUUGUGAAGUCCAGAGAUCCUCUGGCCCUAGCCAUAGACGCCCUAAUGAUUCCCUGGUUGCAUUUCGUCCUUCCCUAUCUCUUCCCUCCUCUACCUCUCCUUCCCAGGGUACUGAGGAAGCUCAAAGCAGAGGACAUCCCCGCCAUUCUCAUGGCUCCAGACUGGCCCAGGCGAGCGUAGUAUGCCGACAUAGUUCGACUGGUGGCCGACAUACCGCUGCCCCUCCAUUCAUCCCGACCUGCUCUCUCAGGGUCCCCUUUGCCACUCCAAUUUACUGUUGCUGCAUUUGACGGCUGAGACCGUGAUUCUGAGGGCCAGGGGCUUCUCUCCCCAAGUGAUCUGCACAAUGAUCAAGGCGCGCAAGCCUUCCUCUGCAAAGGUUUUUCACCGUACUUGAAGGUCCUACUUUCGAUGUUGUGAAUCUCCCUCCUUCUCCCCAGUUGUGUUCUCCCUCCCACAACUUUUCCUUUUUAGGGUAUGUUCACACUGAAAUCUCUGCUCGCAGAAUUGCGUGAGCAGAGAUGCCGUCAGUCGGCCACCGCAGGGCACUGUCACCAUUAAAGCGUAUGUCAGAUCCAACAAAAAACAUUUUUUUAAUAUAUCACUCAGUACCCAAUCCUGACCAUGUACGUCUAAUUUGUGUCUAGCGCCUUAAUUUAUUUUUUUAUUACACUUAAUUUAGCUCACUAGUCUAAAUUCCUUUGAGAGGGAGGGGGGAUGGCCUCACUGUGCAGGCCUCCGCCCCCUCCCUCAGUAUGUUGUCUGCUCACGUCUCUCCUAGCAUUUGCAAAACUACAACUCCCAGCUUGUCCUCACUGACAGUAGCGAGACACAAGCUGAAAGUGGGAGGAUUUUUCCUCCAGCUUUGAGCCCUGCACUCACAGCUGUCAAUCAAGGAAGUGUGUCCAUGACAUAGGUGAUGAUGCAUGGACACAGCAGGACUAGUAUGUGUCCAAGCAGGCAGGGGGUGCAGUUGUUUGGCUUUUUAAGUAUGAAAUACUGAAAAUUUUCCAAUGAAGGCAAUUGCAAAACCUAUUGGUUUUGCAUGCUUUACAACAUAUCAACUACACAUAUAUAUUUUUGUAUCUGACAGUGCCCAUUUAACCCCUACAUUUACGUCCUGUGCAUAACCGGGGGCAUCGGAGCGGUGCCAGUGUCCUGUGCGGCUGAUCCCGGCUGCUGAUCACAGCCAGGGACCCGCCGGCAAUGGCUGACGCCCGCCAUCUCGCGGGCGUCCGCCAUAAGCCCCUCAAAUGCCGGGAUCAAUACAGAUCCCGGCAUCUGCGGCAGUGCGCGAUUUCAAUGAAUGAUCGGAUCGCCCGCAGCGCUGCUGUGGGGAUCCGAUCAUUCAGAACGCCGCACGGAGGUCCCCUCACCUUCCUCCUUCCGGCUCCCGGCGUCUUCUGCUCUGGUCUGAGAUCGAGCAGACCAGAAUAGAAGAUGACCGAUAACACUGAUCUGUUCUAGGUCCAAUACAUAGAACAGAUCAGUAUUAGCAAUCAUGGUAUUGCUAUGAAUAGUCCCCUAUGGGGACUAUUCAAGUGUAAAAAAAAAUAAAAAUGUAAAAGUAAAAAAAAGUGAAAAAUCCCCCAAAAAGCGUAAAAAAUUUUAAUAGACAUAUUUGGUAUCGCCGCGUGCGUAAAUGUCCGAACUAUUAAAAUAAAAUGUUAAUGAUCCCGUACGGUGAACGGCGUGAACGUAAAAAAAGUCCAAAAUUUCUACUUUUUUAAUACAUUUUAUUAAAAAAAAAUAUAAAAAAUGUUUUAAGUUUUUUUGUAUGCAAAUGUGGUAUAAAAAAAAAAAGUACAGAUCAUGGCGCAAAAAAUGAGCCCUCAUACCGCCGCUUAUACGGAAAAAUAAAAAAGUUGGAGGUCAUCAAAAUAAAGGGAUUAUAAACGUACUGAUUUGGAUAAAAAGUUUGUGAUUUUUUUUAAGCACAACAAUAAUAGAAAAGUAUGUAAUAAUGGGUAUCAUUUUAAUCGUAUUGACCCUCAGAAUAAAGCACACGUCAUUUUUACCGUAAAUUGUACAGCGUGAAAACGAAACCUUCCAAAAUUAGCAAAAUUGCGUUUUUCUUUUUAAUUUCCCCACAAAAAUAGUGUUUUUGGUUGCGCCAUACAUUUUAUGAUGUGAGUUAUGUCAAUACAAAGGACAACUGGUCGAGCAAAAAACAAGCCCUCAUACUAGUCUGUGGAUGAAAAUAUAAAAGUUAAGAUUUUUAGAAGGCGAGGAGGAAAAAAUGAAAACGUAAAAAUUAAAUUGUCCUUAAGGCCAAAAUGGGUCCUUAAGGGGUUAAGGGCUAUGCAGUACUUGCAGAAUUCCGCGCAAAGAAUGAACAUGUUCUUUCUUUACGCAGAACAAUUUCAGAGACUGAAUUGUCUGCCGCUGAAAUUCUGCAGUGUGAAUGGGUCUCGCGGAAAACCCGUUCACACUGAUAAUGUGCACAUUACUUGCGGUAUUCUGCUUGAAUUCCGCAGUGUGAACAUACAGUAUGAGCUGUAAAAACGCUUGGCUCUCAGUUCCCUUAUGGAGAGUACCUGUCAUCAACUAAACUUUCCCUGAUCCCCCUCCCCAUCUCCUCUUACUCUAACUAUGCCUAUCCCUGUGUUUAUGGAGGUUUAAAACGCUGUAGAAAUACCUUUUUUUUUUUUUAUCCCUCUUCAUUAGCUCAGGAUCACUGUCUUUCUGAGGGAUGGAAGGAGGCGGGUCCCGGCAGGCACGAUGUCACAUGAUGCCUGGCCGGGACUCUGCUUCUGCCAGUCUUCCUGUCUCCCUCUGCAGCAGUGUUUCCCAACCAGGGUACCUCCAGCUGUUGCAAAACUACAACUCCCAGCAUGCCCAGAUAGCCAACAGUCUCUCUCUCUCUCUCUCUCUUUCUCUCUCUCUCUCUCUCUCUCUCUCUCUCUCUCUCUUUCUCUCUCUCUCUUUCUCUCUCUCUCUCUUUCUCUCUCUCUCUUUCUCCCCCCCCCCCCCCCUAAAAAGUCAAUGCUGAGGGGAGGGGGAGGUGACUGGCUUCUGUUAUAUGAGAGGCAUGUGCAGGCUUGUAGCUCACAGUGCUGCUCCAGGCUGGGAGAGAGUCCUGAGCUGAGAGUACUGAACUUCCUGUGGAAGGACCAGAGCCCUUUCAGCAUUAGUCCUAAAAGCUGUACACUUACUAUGAAAAGCAUAGGAAGCUGCCUGCAGACCAGGCAUAGAAGAGAAACCCCUAGUGGCCAAAAGUAUAAAAUGAAAAAACUGGUAUAAGUAUUAUUUUUUAAUGAAGAUAUAUUACAAUAUGUCUUCAUUAAAGAUUAUGAACAACAUAUUAAAAGUUUUUGUUGAUGACAGGUACUCUUUAAGGCUCAGGUGUCGGCUCUCUCCAUUCUCUUUCAGCGUCCCUUGGCAUCCGAUCCUCACAUCCGGACUUUUCUGCAAGGUGUUCAUCAUGCGGCCCUGCCUUACAGAUCCCCUAUUCCCCCUUGGGAUCUAAAUCUGGUUCUCAGUGCCUUUCAGGGUACUCCCUUCGAACCUCUCCAGGACGUUUCUCUUCGUAUCCUUUCCUGGAGGUGGCCUUCCUCAUUCUGGUCACUUCCAUUAGGAGAGUUUCGGAGUUGGCGGCUCGCUUCUGCUGUUCUCCCUACCUGGUUUUACACCAGGACAAGGUUGUUUUCCAUUCGGUCCAGUCCUUUUUGCCUACGGUGGUCUCCGCCUUUCACCUCAACAAGGAUAUUGUCCUUUUGUCCAGCUCUGUUCCAUCCCAAGGUUUGCUUCAUGGUGGUACAGGCUGUUCAGAUUUACCUUUCGGUCACCUCUGCCUUUCGCCAGUGUGACUUUAUUUGUGCUUACGGAGGGUCGUCGUAAGGGUCUUCCUGCUUCGAAAGCGACCAUUUCGCAGUGUAUCCGUUCUGCCAUCUCGGAAGCUUACCGCUGCAAGGGGAAGACUCCUCCCUUCCGGGUCUCUGCUCAUUCCAAUCGUUCUGUCUGGGCUCUCCGCAACAGGGCUUUGGCCUUGCAAACCUUUAAGGCAGCCACUUGGUCGUCCUUGCACAAGUUUACGAAAUUUUACCAGGUGCAUACCUUGGCAUUGGCUGAUGCUGGCUUGAGUCGCAAGGUGUUGCAGGCGGCUGUGGCCCAGCUUUCCACCCGAGUUACUUGAGUUUUUUUUCCCACCCCAGGGACUGCUUUGGUAAUUCCCACGGACUCUGUCCCCCAAUGGAGCCGAACGAGAAAAGUAGAUUUUUAUGCUUACCGAAAUCUCUGAGGAUCCAUUUGGGUGGUGGGGGGGGGGGGGCAGCACCUACCCAUUUGUUCUGGUGUCCUUAGUUCGGUUACCUGUCCGAGGGUUGGUUCAGUUAAUUUUUUUCUGUGGUUUCCUCGGACAGUUAAUGUUUUUUCUUUUACCUGUUGGUCCACUCCUACUGUUUUGGGACUAAACUGAUAGCUCAGAGUCUAUAGGCAGGGUUUAUCCUGCUGGGAGGGGCCGACUUUCUUUUGUUGCCUAGUGUCAAGCCUCCUAGUGGCAGCAACAUAUACCCAUGGUCUCUGUGUCCCCCAAUUGAUCCUCCAAGAAAGAUUUUACGGUAAGCAUAAAAGUCUACUUUUCUAAUAUAAUGAACUUUAGUUUAAGACCACAGUGUGAUACGCCAGUUUUAAAGUGGGGUCUCUGUAGCCACUCAUUAGUAACUUCUAACAUGUUUCUGACAUUCAGAAGUGAAAUAACAGUUUAGAUGCACUUUAAGUUUUCAUAUACUUAAGUCAGAAUUUGUGUGGCCUGGCUGAUCACUAAAUUGUAUGGGGCCUCCUUACUCUCCCACAACAGGUUAUGUUGAGAGGAGAGAAGGGUUGUUCUGCCACGAGAGCAGUCUGGCAGCAGCCUACUUUUUCCUCUCCUUUCUCUCUAGAAAAUGGUUGUUCAGCCAUGUCGAGCAUUCAUGUGUAUAGAAGUGAAAGCUAUUGGCUGAACUAAUAUUUAGCCACCUUUUUUAAUUUUCCUAUUGUACUGUAAAUGAAUGAAAACUUUUUUGUUAACAUUUACAGGCUGCUGAAACUGAGUUGAAAUGGUUCUGUGCAGCCACCAGUAAAGGUAGCUCACUGCAUGCUGCUUAUAAAAUGAACUCCUCAAUAAAACCAUAUGCAGUGUCGCCUGUAGGUAGCCAAAAAUUAACCAUUUGACUAUGACUAAAAGGCAUUUGAAGCUCUGUACAUGCUACAUGUAUAUAUGUGUGUGUGUGUAUAUAUAUAUAUAUAUAUAUAUAUAUAUAUAUAUAUAUAUAUAUAUAUAAAAAUCCAUGCAACAUUUUGCACCUGUUCAGAUAAAGAAUCUUGUUUAUCUGAACUCUCAAAUAGAAUCAACAGAAACUGUGGAACACAAGAUUGUACAAUUAGAAGUGAAAACUUGACUAAACAGAGCAAAUUUUUUUCAAUAACACCACCACACCUGUCCUCAGGUUGUGUAUGGUAUUACAACUCAACUCCAUUCACUUCAAUAGAACUGGGCUUCAAUUACACACACAACCUGAGGACAAAUGUGGUGCAAAGGUUUUCAGAAAUUCUGUGUUUGCAAUGCUUAAUAAACCCUUAAAUACCUGUGAAUUUUACACACUGCACCCAUCUCCAUUGAGCAUUAUGUUUAUGCAUAUGUUAUAAUUGCACUUGUAUGCUUGGAUUAUUGCACCUUUUAUGCACCCCUGAGUAUUGUCCAUGAUUAUGUAGGGGUGAGUGCACUAGAAAACAGUAUUGGCUUGAUAAGAUUCCUUUUUUUUUUUUUUUAAACUGUCCUUUUAUAUGUCAAUUCCUUGCUAUGCUUGCAGAACAUUUCCCAUUGUGUAUGGCUUUCAUAGAAAUAAGUCUGUAGCUGGUCCGAUCUUCCUGCUUGGAACAUGCGGUUUCCAGCUCAUCUCCUAUUAGCUGAAUCUAUGUGAUGCUUUUUUUUUUUUUUUUUUUUUUCCUCGUGCCUUAUUUCAUAAAAUGUUCUGAAACAAUGCCCCUCAUGGUGGUGGGGAAUAUCUUCUAAUCCCACUGUUUUGCUCUUAUUCCAUUUGCUUUGUCAUUUUCAGUGAAUAGAGAGCACAAAAUGCACAACCAAAAAUAGUUCAUUAAAGUUUGUUGAAUCUUUUAGUGUCCUGCCUCCUGAUGACAUUCCCUGUCUGUCUUGCAGUCAUGCUCUCCUGAAUGAUGUCCCAGCAUCAUUGGAGUCUAGGAUUUUUUAUUUUCUUCAACAUUAACCAUGUUUAAGGAAUAUGAUAACCUACUGUAUUGGACCGUACACUAAGUACGAAAUGUGACCUGACUAUAAAUGACUGUAAAUAGUCACAUGUAUACUUGGCUCUGUACAGCAUCAUUUCUUUGUGUGUUCCCUGUUUCCAACGAAUUUCUUAUUUGUCUUCCUUACAACUCAGUAAUAUUUUGAACUGCUCUUUAGUGAACACUAUUUACACUGUCAAACUUUGUAUCUGUCUCUUAUUAUAUCCUUUUAAGGUUUUCUGGCCAACCUACAUACUUAAUAAUGAAUCCAGGUUCCUGCAGGGAAAAUAGCCAUUUCUCUUUUCCCUCCAAAGUGUACAUACAGCUAUUUAAUAAAGUCUGCUCUCUUCUUAA